AUGUCACUUAUUAAGCAAGCUAUACCAAGUAGUGUGAAAAAUGCCAGGAUCGGAGUGAUUGGUGCAGGAAUUUCAGGAUUGACAUUUUCCUACUUUCUAGCCAAGCUCCAUCCGGAUUGGUCGAUAAAGGUUUAUGAACAAUCCAAAAGGCCAGGUGGCUACAUCUUAUCGCAGCCAACCAAAGUUGGCGAUGCAAAAAGUACAAUUUUGGAAAAAGGACCCCGAACUCUUCGAGGCGUCAGUCAAGGAACUUUGAUAUUGCUUGAUCUACUUGACAAAUUCAAGUUGCGAAGUACCAUUAAGGGAGUUCACGCUAAUGCUGCGGCCAAUAAGAAAUACCUAUUGAGCAAAUCCGGAGGAUUUCAUAUUGUACAAGUUCCAGAUGACUCCAAAACUACCCUGAAGUUUGUUCUCGAUGGUAUUGGACGGUCUAUUCCGUCUGCGAUUGGUCGUGAGAUGUUUACUAUGAAGAAAGCGCAAAAGGAGGAGACUGUUGACGAGUUUGUCACGCGGCAUUUCGGCAAGAAGAUGUGGAGAAACCUCUUUUCGGCAAUUAUGAAUGGCAUAUAUGCUGCAGAUGGAACUCAGCUAAGUGUCAAAGCAGUAAUGCCGAAGCUGGCCGAUAUAGAGUCGAAAAACGCUUCAAUAUGUAGAUACAUGUUUGGUAAAUCCGUGUUUGGAAAGAAGAAAACCUCGGAAAAGCAACCACAGAUAAGUCCAUAUCUCCAGUUGUACGAGAAGGAGUUCCAGCCAAGGCUGAAUUUACUCAAGAUGUCUCAAUAUCUACGGAAUUUUCCAAUGACGCUAUUGAGUGGAGGUCUCGAAACGUUACCGAAGGCCAUUUAUGCCAAUAUGCCACCAAACGUUGAGUUCAAGUUUGAGUCUAAGGUCUCGGACAUCAAGCCUUUGCCAAACGGUAAAAUCAGUCUCAAGAAUAACUCUGCUGAGGAACAGUUCGAUCAUGUGAGGUCUACAAUCAAUGUUCAGGCGUUGUCUCGCAUGCUCAAGAGCCCAGACUUUGCAAAACUCGUCUCCCCACUAAAAUACACCACUGUUACACUUGCCAAUGUCUACGUGCCAAACCAGAAUGUGCUUCCAAGGACAGGAUUUGGCUUUUUGGUUCCUAAUGCCUCUGCAGACGAGGAUAAGCUGUUAGGAGUGAUAUUUGACUCUGAUGUUGAACACAGUGCCAAGCCGAUAUUCGCAUCGGAAAAGAUUACAAGCGUGUUGGAAUCAAACAAGCCUGUUGAGAAAAAGCAGCUUGACGAGCUGGCCGGCGAAGUACUAAAAGCUGAUUCUCCAAUUAAAGAUCCAUACACUAAAGUUACAUUCAUGAUCGGAGGUGCAAAGUAUGACAAGGUUGCAAAGCUUCCAUCCGAAAACGAAAUAAAGCAGAUCGUUUUGAGAAAAAUGGACGAGGUUCUCGGCGUUAAUCUUGGAGAUGAUGCUCGAAUUGAGGUUGGAUUUGUGAACAAUGCUAUACCUCAGUAUAAUGUUGGAUAUUUGGACUUGAAGGCCAAGGCCUGGAAAUUGGCUGAAAAUGAGUUCAACGGAAAUCUUUCAUUUGGUGGAAUGACUUUCGCAGAUGGUGUCGGCGUUCCGGAUUGUGUUAUGAGCUCAUUUAAAGAUGCUCUCCGACUUUCUGGCCGUGACAAUUUAUGA
This is a messenger RNA of Brettanomyces bruxellensis, 1662 nucleotides long. RefSeq lists its product as uncharacterized. The record is from RefSeq and is a predicted model, not a curated record. Gene Ontology annotation, cellular component: mitochondrial inner membrane. The transcript has a single exon. Gene Ontology annotation, molecular function: protoporphyrinogen oxidase activity, oxygen as acceptor. NCBI's taxonomy places the organism in Eukaryota, Fungi, Ascomycota, Pichiomycetes, Pichiales, Pichiaceae. Bases 1 to 1662 code for a protein of 553 amino acids. Gene Ontology annotation, biological process: heme biosynthetic process.